Molecule: messenger RNA, 2796 nt
Organism: Plasmodium fragile
Lineage: Eukaryota; Apicomplexa; Aconoidasida; Haemosporida; Plasmodiidae
Exons: 8
Coding region: 1-2796 (931 amino acids)
Source: RefSeq, a predicted model, not a curated record
AUGAACUGCCCGAAGGUAGCACAGUUUCCCGUUAGCCAUUCAGGGGAAGCCAAUCACAGACAAAGUGCCACCCAGUGUGUCAAAGAAAACAAUGGAAUAACCAAAUUUUUUUUAAAAGACUUGAUAAAGGAGUCGUCCCUCAAAAAUGCGGCUGUUGUAUCGGGCGAAAAGGCAGAACAUGAGCGAAGAAACGUGCAAAAGGAUGACAAAAAUCAACCGUUUAAUGUGACCUAUACUUGGGAAACGGAUCCCAUAAGUGGGUUCAGGUUCGUUAAUGUUUUAAACAAGAAGGAUAAGAAAAAGUUGGGAAUUCAAUGCAUUUACUGUAGAGACAAACAGUUGUUCAGAUUUAAAAGAAGCGUCUUGUGCCACAUGGUUACUUUUGAUCAUGGUCUGAAAUCAAGUGUUAUGGAAGAAUUAAAGCUUAACGAGAAGAACGCAGAUGAACGGUCAGAAUUUAUUAACAAUUUCAAUGCAGAGAAAUGUGCACAAAGGAGAGCACAAAGUGGGUCCGAAAUUUUGGAGAGAAGGGGAAUAGGAGAAGAACCCGAAAGAAAACACACAAAAAAGUGUUGUAAUAAUUACGAACUCAUUAAACUUGAAAUAGAAUUUGUGGCAACUUUGAAUUUAUUAACAUGUGAUGAAUUGGAAUCGUUGUUUUGUUUUUUUUUCUCCGAGAAAAUAUUUUCAUUUAGUGAAUGUACAGACAAGGAGAUCAUUAUUGAGCAAUUUUUACAAAACAUAAGUUCCGUUUCGAUGAAGUAUUCCUCCCUCAUUAAGUCGGCAUAUGAUGAACCCAUACUUAACAAAGACGCUAAAUGUGCUACUUUGCAAGAAUACCUGAAUGGGUUAAAAGUUUCGGGGGAAGCAAAGAACACUUGUACGGAUGAACCAAAGAUAGAAGGCGAGGUGAUCUCUCACGAAAUAAACGACAAAGAUGCAGAGGAUGCAGAAGGGAACACUGGUGGAAAUGGCGAAAAAAUGGGUUCAGAUGUAGCAGGUGAGAUUAGUGGCAUUGAAGAAAUUCCGCAAAUUGGGGGAAAUGAUGAACAUGGAGCGUUGGACGGAAGCGGGGUGGAGCCCAUGCAUAAGGAGACUAAUGUGGCUAACCAGGUGACUUCCAAUAUUGGCAACGAACGAACCGAUGAAGAAGCCACCAAUGUCGCAAAUGUUGCAAAAAGGAGAAGAACGAAAAAGCCAAAAGGUAUAGAUGCAGGCACAGGACACCUGAACCCAAAGAAUCAUAUACUUAUAAACAUAAACGACUGCGACAUUUUAAAACACAAUGAUAAGAUAUUCAUUAACUUGAGUGCUCUUCGGGAGGUAAAAGCAGACGCAGAACGGAAAAAGGAAAAUGACGCGAUUCUCAUUGUUAGCGGCUCAGGGGAGGCGGGGCACCUGAGCGAGGGAAGCACAAUGAGGGUAGAACCAGGAGAGGUACGUACGAACAAGGUGUGCACAAAUAAGGUGGACAAGAACGACGUAGACCCCACAACUGCAGAUGCAAAUGUCAAUGAAACAGCCUACUCGGCAAAGAAAGCCUCAUCAGAACGGAUAAACAACCUUCAAACGAACGCAGCUGCUAGUGGGGGUGGCAAUGAGAACGAUGUGAACCCUCCACUCAGUGUGAAUAAAAAAGCCAAACGGGUCAGAAAUAAAAAAGACACGAAUGAAAAAUGCACUACGCAAGUGGGUAAAAAGGGCCAAAUGGGUGCAGAAAAUUGUACGACGAGAAAUAGCCAACCGAAAAAAAAAAUAAAAGUAGAUGACCUACCAGGAGGUAAUUCCGCCCAAACAAUUUUACCUUCACAAGAGGGACAAAAGAAACAACACUUAGAGGAGGGAAAGGCUCAAACAGAAGAAUGUAACUCGAAAGGGAUCGUUCUUAACGAGAGUAGCAACAUAAAUGGUCUCCAAGAUGAAGAUAAAGCAAAAAAUGGCAACAGCAAUAGGAGCAGGGAAAAUUACCCCCAGAGUAGCAGCAGUGACAGUAACAUCCCUUCAAGGGUCAUGGACGAAGAAAAAGAUUUUAGUUCUAGUGACAAAUUAGUCCAUGCAACAAAUAUGGAACAAGAUGAAGACACACAUGACCUGAAUAACGAUACGGUGUAUGAGCAUCACAGCAGGUUGGGAGAGGAACACGAGAAGAACACUGCUCCGUUGGAUGAGGGAGGACGCGUUAGGAAGGUGGUCCCUUUAAAAGGGGUAGCUAAGCUGAUGACUGCUAAAAUGAUUAACAGAGAUGAAAAUAUAAAAGGGAAAAAGAUAAAGAAUAACGAUGAAAGGAAUAAAGCCAAAUUUUGUAAGAAGAUAAAAAGCCCCAUUGGGAAAAAAACCAACUGCCCCACACGCCAUAAUGAGAUUAACCAAAAUAAAAAGACCCCAUCGACCAGUAGAAAAAAAGGAAACAAACUUAACAUGCGGGAGAGGGAUAAAGCGCAAACAAACGCAUCAGUGCAGAAUUCUAAAAAUUUUAAACCAGACAAAUGUGUAAGUAAUACAGGGGGUAACGGGGCGGUAAGCUGUGUUCACAAAAAUAGCAUUAAGGGAAAAGUGCCUACUAAGAAAAAGCCACAUGUUGGUGACUCCUGUCAUGAUGGGAAGAAUCAUUUAGGGGAACAGAAAUGCAAGGCGCCGCUGACAAAGCAAGUCAACAACGUAUGUGCAGAGGGUGAUAAUAGACGCCUUUCUGCAAAAAUGCGAAUUAAGCAAUUAUGUGAUGUCUCCAUGGAUAAUAUAAUUCAGGCUGAUGUCAUGAAGUGGUCGCGCACACGUUCUUGCAGACUUGGUAGAUGA